Molecule: messenger RNA, 1452 nt
Organism: Fusarium vanettenii 77-13-4
Lineage: Eukaryota; Fungi; Ascomycota; Sordariomycetes; Hypocreales; Nectriaceae
Exons: 8
Coding region: 1-1452 (483 amino acids)
Biological process (GO): dipeptide transport; transmembrane transport; tripeptide transport
Cellular component (GO): plasma membrane
Molecular function (GO): dipeptide transmembrane transporter activity; allantoate transmembrane transporter activity
Source: RefSeq, a predicted model, not a curated record
AUGAGUGAUAAACAUGAUUGCGGUACUGUGGACACACUUAGUCCAGGGGAUGAAAAGAAGUUGGUUCGCAAGAUUGACUUGCGACUGAUGCCUCUUCUAAUUGUCAGCUAUGGCCUUCAGUAUCUCGACAAGACCAGUCUGGCAUACAGCGCCAUCUUGGGACUACGAGAAGAGCUGCACCUCAAGGGACAGCAGUUCAGCUGGGCUUCCAGUAUCUUUUACAUCGGCUACCUUGUUGCUUCUUACCCCAUCUCCCUUGGCUUCGUCAAAUUCCCCCUUGGCAAGUAUCUCAGCAUCUUGAUGCUCAUUUGGGGCGUGGUUCUUACGCUGCAUGCUGUUGCGUCAAACUACGCAAGCCUGAUGGUUCUUCGACUAUUGCUUGGUGUCUUUGAGAGCGCCAUUAGCCCAGGAUUCUCUCUCAUCACCGGUAUGUGGUAUACGCCUCACGAGCACGUCUCUCGCCACUCUUUCUGGUUUGCUGGAAAUGCUUCGGCAAGUAUGAUUGGUGCCAUGAUUGCGUAUGGCAUUCUAGGCUAUGACGGACAUUUUGCUCAGUGGAAGAUGCUAUUCCUCAUUUUCGGCCUCAUCACAAUCGCGUGGUCCAUCUUCCUUUACUUCUUCCUCCCAGACUCACCCUCCAAUGCCACCUUCCUGACGCCUUCUGAGCGCGAGUUCGCAUCCCUCCGUCCCAAGAAGUUUCAGAGAACGACGCAGACCAAGAAGUGGGAUCGCGAUCAGUUCAUCGAGACCAUGAAGGAUGUCAAGGCCUGGUGGUUCUUCUUCUUUUCCUUCGUCAUUUGCGUGCCCAACGGAGGAACAACUAGUUUCAGCACCAUUGUCAUCAAGAGUUUCGGCUACGAUGAAUACCAGACCAUCCUCAUGGGUCUCCCCGCCUCGGCCUUCCAACUCACGACCGUUCUCCUAGUCGCCAUCUUCACUUCAUACGUGCGCAAGUCUCGGCACAUCGCCCUCGUCUUGACAUAUCUCAUGGCCAUUGGCGGCAUCCUCAUGAUCAAGCUUUUGCCAAACGAGGAGAAGCUUGCUCGUCUUGCUGGUUUCUGGCUGAUUAUGGCUGUUGCGCCCGCCUUCCCUCUGAUGAUGUCCUUGUCAGCUAGCAACAUUGCAGGCUUUACCAAGAAGUCUACUGUCAUGGCAAUGAUCUUCUUGGGUUAUUGUGCUGGAAAUCUGAGCGGACCUCAGUUCUUUAUCAGCACUGAAGCCCCGAAUUACCAUACUGCAUACACAACCAUCCUGGCUUGCUUCGCAAUCACUAUUGUUCUCGUCGUCGCCAUGCGUUUCUAUCUCGCUUGGGAGAACAACCGCCGAGACAAGGAGCAGGGCGUGCAGAGAGACCCAGAGGAAACCCGACAGGUGGAUCUCAACACGGAUGGAACGCUGCUUGAUGUUGAUGAGACGGAUGUUCAGAACAGGAACUUUAGAUACAUUCUCUAG